AUGCGAAACAGUUGUGCGAAAAGAAAGAUGGUAACUGUGCUGAGCAUUGAUGGAGGUGGCAUUAGAGGCAUAAUUCCAGGCACUCUUCUUGCCUUUCUUGAAUCCAAGCUUCAGGAGCUGGAUGGACCAAAUGCAAGAAUUACAGAUUAUUUCGACAUCGUUGCAGGAACAAGCACUGGUGGGUUGGUAGCCACGAUGCUUACAGCCCCGAGCAAGGAAAACAGACGACAACCCAUGUACGAGGCAAAGGACAUCAACAAAUUCUAUUUGGAGCACUCCCCCAAGAUAUUCCCUCAGGACAGCAAUAAUCCAUCGACGGCUGGACCAAAGUACGAUGGAAUAUACCUAAGGUCAUUGAUAAACCAGUUACUAGGAGACAUUACUAUAAAGCAGACAUUGACUGAUGUGGUUAUACCAACUUUCGACAUCAAGCUCCUUCAGCCAGUGAUCUUCUCAACAAAUGAUGCGAAAGUAAAUGCUUGGAAAAAUGCUAGGCUAGCAGAUGCCUGCAUCGGUACCUCUGCUGCUCCUACUCUUCUACCAGCAUAUUACUUUGAAACUAAGGAUUCCAAUGAGAAAAUCCACACAUUUAAUCUCAUCGAUGGUGCAGUUGCUGCAAACAACCCUACUCUAAUAGCUAUUAGCCAUGUUUGGAUGGAGAUAAUGAAGAAAAAUGCGGAUUUUAUUGAUAUUGAACCUAUGGACAGCAAGAGGAUGCUUGUGCUAUCACUUGGCACUGGUACUGCCCACAUGGAUGCACCAAAGUAUGAUGCGGUUACAGCCAAUAAUUGGAGCAUGUCAGAUUGGAUCUUCCGUAAUGGAAAUACACCACUUCUUGAUUCUUGUUGGCACGCAAGUUCUGAUAUGGUUGAUUUUCAUGUGUCUGCUCUCUUCCAAUGCAGUAGGUGCAAUGAAAAUUAUCUCCGCAUUCAGGAUGACACAUUGACGGGUGACGCAUCAACAGCUGACGUUGCGACCGAGGAGAAUUUGCAAAAACUUGUGGAGAUUGGAAACAAGCUGUUAAAGAAACGAGCUUCAAAGCUGAAGCUGAAUUUCGAGACUGGCCAGUUAAAGGAAGCUGAGGGAGGGCAUACAAAUGAAGAAGCCCUUGCCAAAUUUGCCAUGAAGCUCCAUGAACAGCGAAAUUUUCGGCUAGGCUUGUAA
Messenger RNA from Durio zibethinus, 1164 nucleotides. RefSeq names its product patatin-like protein 3. NCBI's taxonomy places the organism in Eukaryota, Viridiplantae, Streptophyta, Magnoliopsida, Malvales, Malvaceae. Gene Ontology annotation, biological process: lipid metabolic process. The record is from RefSeq and is a predicted model, not a curated record. Gene Ontology annotation, molecular function: monoacylglycerol lipase activity; glycerophospholipase activity.